Molecule: messenger RNA, 1054 nt
Organism: Hylaeus anthracinus
Lineage: Eukaryota; Metazoa; Arthropoda; Insecta; Hymenoptera; Colletidae
Gene: Der-1
Product: derlin-1
Exons: 2
Coding region: 239-982 (247 amino acids)
Biological process (GO): endoplasmic reticulum unfolded protein response
Cellular component (GO): endoplasmic reticulum membrane; Hrd1p ubiquitin ligase ERAD-L complex
Molecular function (GO): ubiquitin-specific protease binding; misfolded protein binding
Source: RefSeq, a predicted model, not a curated record
CUGACCAUUUUAUUAUUUCCUACACUUAUUAUAUAAUUUUAUUUCAAGUUAAUUAUGAGAAAAAUGUAUUAUACGAAAAGUUUGCGUUUCGAUAUACGUCUACCAAUAAGGGAAUCCAAUAUGGCGCCGUAAGCAAUCACACGUCAGAUUUACGUUUACAAAUCUAACAAUUUAUACACUGUCAGUGUUUCUAAUUGCUUGUGCGUAAGCAUUACAUUGCUACGUCGAAGAUAGAAAUAUGUCAGACGUGAGAAAUUGGUUCAAUUCUUUACCAAUAUUUACGAGAUAUUGGCUGUUGUGUACAGCCGUUUUUACGUUAAUCGGUAGAUUCGGCCUAGUUAAUCCGAGUUCUCUGACGCUCUCAUACGAUCGUUUUAUAAAUAAUUUCGAGAUUUGGAGAGCAGCGACCAGCGUUUUCUUCUAUCCGCUGAAUCCAAGUACAGGAUUCCAUUUCUUAAUCAAUUGUUACUUUUUAUAUAAUUACUCGUUGAGGUUAGAACGCGGGGAAUACGAUGGACGGCCAGCAGAUUACUGUUUCUUACUUUUGUUCAAUUGGAUGUGCUGCGUUGUUAUAGGACUUACAGCUCAAUUUUACUUUCUUAUGGAUCCUAUGGUACUCAGCGUAUUGUACGUUUGGUGUCAAUUGAACAAAGAUGCUAUCGUUAAUUUCUGGUUUGGUACACAAUUCAAAGCCAUGUACUUACCAUGGGUACUGUUCGCAUUCAAUCUUAUUAUUUCUGGAGGUGGAAUGAUGGAACUAUUCGGUAUUCUAGUGGGACAUCUUUACAUAUUUUUGAAAUUUAAAUAUCCUCAGGAACUUGGCGGGCCUGAAUUAUUGAAUACACCGAAAAUUCUCGAAUCUUAUUUUCCGCCUCAAAGAGGGUUCGGAGCUGCUCCUACACAAAGGGCGCAAUCACAACCUGCUAGAAAUAGAUUUGGUACUCAUAAUUGGGGAGGAGGUCAUGUCUUGGGAAAUAUGUAAAUAAAUGUAAGAAACUGAUUUUGUGUUAUAAUUUUCUCAUAUAUUAUUCCGAUUAUAUUUAUUUGUCUAUGA